Cajanus cajan (pigeon pea) is the source of this 1446-nucleotide messenger RNA. Its product is annotated as mitochondrial adenine nucleotide transporter ADNT1. The record is from RefSeq and is a predicted model, not a curated record. Gene Ontology annotation, biological process: transmembrane transport. NCBI's taxonomy places the organism in Eukaryota, Viridiplantae, Streptophyta, Magnoliopsida, Fabales, Fabaceae.
UUUUCUCUUUUCACUUCUCAUGGCUUCCGAGACGAAGAUCGUCAAUCUUGCCGAGGAAGCCAAGCUCGCCAGAGAAGGUGUCAAGGCUCCCACCUAUGCCUUUUCCACCAUCUGCAAGUCCCUCGUCGCCGGUGGAGUCGCCGGAGGACUAUCACGAACGGCAGUUGCUCCACUGGAACGGAUGAAAAUUUUACUACAGGUUCAGAAUCCACACAACAUAAAAUACAAUGGAACUAUUCAAGGUCUAAAAUAUAUAUGGAGAUCCGAAGGUUUCCGUGGACUGUUCAAAGGGAAUGGUACUAAUUGUGCUCGAAUUGUCCCUAAUUCUGCAGUCAAGUUCUUCAGUUAUGAGCAAGCUUCCAAAGGUAUACUACAUCUGUAUCAGAAGCAAACUGGAAACGAGGAUGCUCAACUGACUCCUCUUUUACGACUUGGUGCUGGAGCAUGUGCGGGAAUAAUUGCCAUGUCUGCAACUUAUCCAAUGGACAUGGUUCGAGGCAGGAUAACUGUACAGACGGAGAAGUCCCCUUACCAAUACAGAGGAAUGUUUCAUGCUCUGUCAACUGUACUCAGGGAAGAAGGUCCACGUGCUUUAUAUAAGGGUUGGCUUCCUUCAGUCAUUGGAGUUAUUCCUUAUGUGGGUCUCAACUUUGCUGUGUACGAGUCUUUGAAAGAUUGGUUAAUUAAAUCCAAUCCAUUGGGUCUAGUACAAGAUUCUGAGUUGAGUGUGACAACUCGCCUAGCUUGUGGUGCCGCAGCUGGAACUAUUGGGCAAACUGUUGCUUACCCUCUCGAUGUCAUUCGUCGAAGAAUGCAGAUGGUGGGUUGGAAUCAUGCUGCUUCUGUUGUAGCUGGUGAUGGGAGAGGGAAGGUACCACUUGAAUACACUGGCAUGAUUGAUGCUUUUAGGAAAACUGUCAGAUACGAAGGUUUUGGCGCAUUAUACAAGGGUCUGGUGCCAAAUUCUGUAAAGGUGGUCCCAUCCAUAGCAAUUGCGUUUGUAACAUAUGAGGUGGUGAAGGACAUUUUAGGAGUGGAGAUCAGAAUAUCAGACUGAAGAUUGGUAUCCAUGUGAUAUUUGAUUGCCUGUUGUUUUCAUGUAGGCAAGGGUACGCAGAGAUGAUAAUUUAGGGUUAUUUUCUUGUUUUUCGUCUCUUCAAUGAGUUAGGAAGCACAUGAGCUGGUGUGUAUAAAUUAAUUCCCUUGUAUCCCAUUUUUUUCCCCUUGUGAACAUGAUGUAGCUUUUAGCUUUGUAUUCAUCUUCUGACUUCUAUGGCAAUAAGAGUUGUAGAGAAACAAUGCAAGGACAUAUCUGCAUGCCGCCUUUCUGCCUGAGUGAAGAAACCAUUUAUCGGUGGAAUAUCCGGUGACCGAUUAUUGUGUACCCUUCUAGAAAUCGUAUAAGCGUUGUUGUGUGCAAGUUAUUAAGCAGCCGGUUUGUCACAA